AUGGCCGGCGGCGCGCUGCCCCGCUCGCUGCUGCUCACCUGCUGCCUGGCGGCCGCCCUGGGCGGCCCGGCGCGCCCGCUGGAGGGGCCGGCCCCGGCGCCCGCCCCGCCCGGCCCGCCCGGCCCGGGGAGCCCGGCGCCCGAGGGCUGCGAGCCCGGCCCGCGGGGCGGCCCGGCGCGGGCCGAGGGCGGCCGGGAGGCGGGGGCCCGGCCGGGGCAGGCCUGGGCCCGGGGCGCGGGGGACCUGCAGGCGCGGCCCCAAGGGGACCCGCCGCCCGGGGAGCCGCCCUCCGCCGCCCCGGACGCCGCCGGCCCGGACGCCGCCACGGAGCCGCCGGACGAGUACGCGUACCCCGACUACCGCGGCAAGGGCUGCGUGGACGAGAGCGGCUUCGUGUUCGCCAUCGGCGAGCGGUUCGCGCCCGGGCCGGCCGCCUGCCCGUGCCUGUGCACCGAGGAGGGCCCGCUGUGCGCGCCGCCCGCCUGCCCGCGCCUGCCGCCCCGCUGCGCGCGCGUGGACGCCAGCCGCUGCUGCCCGCGCUGCCGCGAGCGCCGCGCCCGCUGCCAGUUCCGCGGCCGCACCUACCGGCUCCUGGAGGAGUUCGCGGUGUCCCCGUGCGAGCGGUGCCGUUGCGAGGCCAGCGGGGAGGUGCUGUGCUCCGUGUCCGAGUGCCCGCAGACCGAGUGCGUGGACCCCGUGUACGAGCCUGACCAGUGCUGCCCCAUCUGCAAGAACGGCCCCAACUGCUUCGCAGAGACCGCCGUGAUCCCCGCGGGGCGCGAGGUGAAGACGGACGAGUGCACCGUCUGCCACUGCACGUACGAGGAGGGCACGUGGCGGCUGGAGCGCCAGGCCCUGUGCACGCGGCACGAGUGCCGGCAGCGCUAG
This is a messenger RNA of Pipistrellus nathusii (Nathusius's pipistrelle), 888 nucleotides long. The record is from the annotation of a GenBank genome assembly. Lineage: Eukaryota; Metazoa; Chordata; Mammalia; Chiroptera; Vespertilionidae.